CCAGGCCGGGACGAUGGUCAAGUAUUUCCUGGGCCAGAGCGUGCUCCGAAGUUCCUGGGACCGAGUGUUCACCUCCUUCUGGCAGCGGUACCCGAACCCCUACAGCAAACAUGUCUUGAGGGAAGACCUAGUACACCGGGAGGUCACCCCUGACCGGAAGCUUCGGUCCUGGAGCCUCCCGACCAAUACCAACAGGAUGCCCCGCUGGGCGGAGCGACGGUUUCCUGCCAACGUUGCCCACUCGGUAUACAUCCUGCACGACUCCAUUGUGGACCCACAGAAUCAGACCAUGACCGCUUUCACCUGGAACAUCCACCACGCCCGGCUGAUGGUGGUGGAGGAACGGUGCGUUUACUGCGUGAAUGACAGCAGCGGGGAAGCCUGGGUCUCCUCCAUCUUGUUUGCUGUCAGGAGUUCGGUCUUGCCCGGCCGGUUCAAAAGCAACGGAACCAAGACGAUGAAAGGCUUUGAGUACAUCCUGGCCAAGCUACAAGCUGAGCCCCCUUCCAGAACAUUUGUGGAGACAGCCAAGGAAGCCAAGGAGAAAGCCAAGGAGAUGGCACUGGCAGCUACAGAAAAGGCCAAGGACCUGGCCAAACAAUGCCGCCAGCAAGCAGCAGCUGCUGCAGCUGUUUGUCUCAUGGUCCAACCCCGCCCUCCCCAUAAUUCACGAUUGAAAAUCAACUUCAAUAAACAGAUCAGGUAG
Messenger RNA from Perognathus longimembris pacificus (Pacific pocket mouse), 706 nucleotides. Its product is annotated as PRELI domain-containing protein 1, mitochondrial-like. The transcript is spliced from 3 exons. Gene Ontology annotation, molecular function: phosphatidic acid transfer activity. Bases 14 to 706 code for a protein of 230 amino acids. Gene Ontology annotation, cellular component: mitochondrial intermembrane space. Gene Ontology annotation, biological process: phospholipid transport. Lineage: Eukaryota; Metazoa; Chordata; Mammalia; Rodentia; Heteromyidae. The record is from RefSeq and is a predicted model, not a curated record.